GGUCUUCUAUAAAGCCCAAUCCGCGAAUGCCCAUUUCAAAAUCGAAACAGCUCGUCGAAAACCGAAGCAGCAACACCGAUAGCACCUCUCUCCGGUCGGCCGGGCGACGCAGUGUGUACAAUGGAAAAUGAAGGUGACAAUCCAUUGCAGGUGGCGCUGGUGCCUCGAGCGGCAGUUGUGGUGUUCCUGUUGAAGGGAAAGACAGUCCUACUGGGGCGGCGCAGGUCCUCCAUCGGUCACUCCACCUUCGCUCUCCCCGGCGGCCACCUCGAGUUCGGGGAGAGUUUUGAGGAAUGUGCUGCUAGGGAAGUGAAGGAGGAAAGUGGGCUGGACAUUGAGAAGACAGAGUUCCUCACAGUGACCAACAAUGUGCUUUUGGAGGAAGCAAGACCAGCGCAUUAUGUCACCAUCUUUGUGAGAGCAGUGUUGGCAGAUCCUGACCAAGUGCCCCAAAAUAUGGAGCCACACAAGUGUGAUGGUUGGGAUUGGUACGACUGGAAGAACCUUCCGCAGCCCCUGUUUCGACCACUUGAAAAAAUAGUGCAGAGCGGCUUCAAUCCCUUUCCAACUGAUUAAAACUGCCGCUGCAUGUAUCUUAUCUCUUCUUCACUUUCUAUUUUGUUAGAUUCUAUGUAUGCUAUAUUUUGAAAUUGAAAUAUUUGGGUAGGAUUUUGAGUCUUGUUAUGUAUUUUUGGGUGCCAGUUUAUUUUCCAAGCUAUGGAUAUCUGGAUUGAUCUCGCCUAUCAAAUUUGCAUGUAGGUGGUAAAAUUUUUAAUGAGCAAGACAUAUAUAUGCUUAAUUUAUAUUUAA
Molecule: messenger RNA, 810 nt
Organism: Malania oleifera
Lineage: Eukaryota; Viridiplantae; Streptophyta; Magnoliopsida; Santalales; Ximeniaceae
Product: nudix hydrolase 1
Exons: 2
Coding region: 121-576 (151 amino acids)
Biological process (GO): dGTP catabolic process
Cellular component (GO): cytosol
Molecular function (GO): 8-oxo-7,8-dihydrodeoxyguanosine triphosphate pyrophosphatase activity
Source: RefSeq, a predicted model, not a curated record